This is a messenger RNA of Colletotrichum paranaense, 1008 nucleotides long. RefSeq lists its product as uncharacterized. The record is from RefSeq and is a predicted model, not a curated record. The transcript is spliced from 2 exons. Lineage: Eukaryota; Fungi; Ascomycota; Sordariomycetes; Glomerellales; Glomerellaceae. The coding region runs from base 1 to 1008 and encodes 335 amino acids.
AUGGCCAGAAACAAGAACAAGAAGGGCCAAGGCCAAGGCAACCAGAACCAGCCGGGCAACAGCAGCAAGCCUGAGGAGACCAAGCCCGAGGAGCAGCAGCAGUCCUCCCUAGACCAAAAGACGGAAGAGCAGAAGCCCGAAGGCACCACACCGGUCGGGGAGUUCGGUAACCCCGCAGAAGGCGAGGGUGCCCCCACCACCGAUGAGAAGAAGGCCGAAGACAGCAAGCCCGAAGACGCGGCCGCCAAGACGGACGACAAGACACAACAAGAAGAUGAGAAGAAGCCCGGCGACGACGUGAAGCCCGAAGAUGCUGCCGCCGGCGCCGACACCCAGUCAAAAGACAAGAAGCCCGAGACGGAAGAGCAAAAGCCCGUUGGCCAAGAGACCACGGACAAGAAGCAGGCCUCAUCAAACCAGGCCGGCGUCGAAGACGAAGCGGAGCCAGAGUCCGUUGUCGACAACGACAAGAAGCCCGCCGCAGGAGGCAAGGAGCAGGAGCAAGCAGAGCCCGCAAAGGUACGCUCCCGCGACUCUGGCCGCACAGAACGAGAAGCUGACCUCGAGGAGCCCACUGAACUCCAAGACGGCGAGGAAGGUGAGGGCGAGUACUACGACGACGACGAGGAGUUUGAAGAAGGCGAGGACGGCGAGGUCUACGACGACGACGAGUACUACUCUGGCGACUCGCAAGACGAGGGCGAGUACGACGACGACGAGGACUACGACUCUCAAGAGGAGGAGGAAGAGGACGACGGCGGCAACUACACGACUGCGCAAAAGGGCGGCAACCAGAACCAGCAGAUGAUGCAGCGCCAGCGCCAGCAGCAGAUGCAGCAGCAGCAACAACAGCAGAUGAUGAUGCAGCAACAGCAGCAGCAGCAGAUGCAGGGCGGCGGCGGCGGCGCGGGCAAGAACCCGCUCAAGCUGAGGCUUGACCUGAACUUGGAUAUUGAGAUUACGCUCAAGGCGAAGAUCCACGGUGAUUUGACGCUGGCAUUGCUGUGA